Molecule: messenger RNA, 474 nt
Organism: Talaromyces amestolkiae
Lineage: Eukaryota; Fungi; Ascomycota; Eurotiomycetes; Eurotiales; Trichocomaceae
Exons: 4
Coding region: 1-474 (157 amino acids)
Biological process (GO): protein sumoylation
Cellular component (GO): nucleus
Molecular function (GO): SUMO conjugating enzyme activity
Source: RefSeq, a predicted model, not a curated record
AUGAGUCUCUGCUUGAAUCGCUUGACUGAGGAGAGAAAGCAGUGGAGAAAGGACCAUCCUUUCGGCUUCUAUGCCAAACCCAACCGUAACGCUCAAGGAGUUCUUGACAUGAAGAACUGGGAAUGCGGUAUUCCCGGAAAGUCCAGCACCCUCUGGGAGGGCGGCUUGUUCAAACUUCAAUUGAUCUUUCCUGAAGAGUACCCAACCAAGCCACCAAAAUGCAAAUUCGUCCCUCCUCUGUUUCACCCAAACGUCUACCCUUCCGGAACCGUUUGCCUUUCAAUCUUGAAUGAGGAAGAAGCAUGGCGCCCUGCGAUUACAAUCAAGGAGAUUCUCAUCGGCGUCCAAGACUUACUCGACGACCCCAACCCCGAAUCCCCAGCGCAGGCUGAAGCUUACAACCUUUUCAAGAAAGAUCGUGCCGCUUACGAAAAGAAAGUACGCCAAAUUGUCCGCGAGAAUCCAGCACCCUAA